Aethalodelphis obliquidens (Pacific white-sided dolphin) is the source of this 6436-nucleotide messenger RNA. It is a transcript of the gene UNC13B, whose product is annotated as unc-13 homolog B. Lineage: Eukaryota; Metazoa; Chordata; Mammalia; Artiodactyla; Delphinidae. The transcript is spliced from 41 exons. Gene Ontology annotation, biological process: synaptic vesicle priming; dense core granule priming; presynaptic dense core vesicle exocytosis. Gene Ontology annotation, molecular function: diacylglycerol binding; syntaxin-1 binding; phospholipid binding. The coding region runs from base 278 to 5137 and encodes 1619 amino acids. The record is from RefSeq and is a predicted model, not a curated record. Gene Ontology annotation, cellular component: neuromuscular junction; presynaptic membrane; terminal bouton.
GGUCGCUCUUUCCUCUCAGCGAUGGCGCCGCGGUGCCGCGCCCAGUCUCCCGCCUGCCGGCCGGUACUCACCACUAUCGGGAGCCCGCUCAGACGGUGAAAAUUGGAGCGGGUCCGAGGGAGCGGCGGGAGGCUGCCUGCGAAGGAGACCAUGAGGAGCGGCGAGACCCGUGGGGUCGAUAGCGGGAACAGCUGCUGCACCUGCUGAGAGGAAAGAGGGAGCGGCCCGGCGCAGCUGCGGGGCUGGGGCGCGGCGGAGGCUCGCCGGCGCCUCGGCCAUGUCGCUGCUCUGUGUGCGCGUUAAAAGAGCCAAGUUCCAGGGUUCACCAGACAAAUUUAACACAUAUGUGACCCUGAAAGUGCAAAAUGUGAAGAGCACAACUGUAGCAGUCCGUGGCGAUCAACCUUCCUGGGAACAAGAUUUUAUGUUUGAGAUUAGUCGUCUGGACCUGGGUCUAAGUGUGGAAGUAUGGAACAAAGGACUGAUCUGGGACACCAUGGUGGGGACUGUGUGGAUUGCACUGAAGACAAUUCGUCAGUCAGAUGAGGAAGGGCCUGGGGAAUGGUCCACGUUGGAGGCAGAGACAUUAAUGAAAGAUGAUGAGAUCUGUGGAACUAAAAACCCAACUCCCCAUAAAAUUUUGCUGGAUGCAAGAUUUGAGUUGCCUUUUGAUAUCCCAGAGGAGGAAGCCAGAUAUUGGACCUACAAAUUGGAGCAAAUCAAUGCCUUGGGAACUGACAAUGAGUAUUCUAGUCAAGAAGAAAGCCAGAGGAAACCAUUGCCUACUGCUGCCGCCCAGUGUUGUCACUGGACCUAUUUGGGCUGGGGAGACCAACAGACUUUUGAAGAUCCUGAUAGUGCCGUUGAUGACCGAGAUAGUGACUAUCGCAGUGAGGCCAGCAAUAGCAUCCCACCUCUUUACCAUACGACUUCCCAGCCCAAUGCUUCUGUGCACCAAUUCCCUGUGCCUGCGCGAUUGCCACAGCAGCUGCUGCUUCAGGGCAGUUCCCGGGACUCUUGCAAUGACUCUGUGCAAAGUUAUGACCUCGAUUAUCCAGAGCGGCGGGCCCUCAGCCCCACCAGCAGUAGUAGGUAUGGCUCCUCCUGUAACGUGAGUCAAGGAAGCUCUCAGCUGAGUGAACUAGACCAGUGUCACGAACAAGAUGAUGACCGCCGGGAGAGGAACUUGAUUCAUUCCUGCCACAGCUCUGGCAGCUUCUCCAGAGACAGCCAAGUAGGUUUUGGAGAACAAGAGAAAGCCUUGGAGGUGGCACGUGAAGAGGAGAAGGGAGGAGCAUGUGAACCCAAGGAGACGAAAGAAGAUGCUACAACCCCUCCACCCCCAGAUCUGAUGCUACACAGAGACCACAUCCUAGGCCCCCAGGAGAGUGUUCCCGAGGAGAGUGCAUCUUCGCCAUUUACCCAAGCCAGAGCGCACUGGAUCCGAGCAGUUACCAAGGUUCGACUCCAGCUGCAGGAGCCAAAUCUGGAUUCUCAACUGAAAAGCAGGGGCCAGCAAAUACAGGAGAUUGCAGAUGAUGGUGAUACCUCUUUGCCCCAGUGGCUCCCAGAAGGGCCAGCUGGAGGACUCUAUGGCAUUGACAGCAUGCCAGAUCUACGCAGAAAGAAGCCACUGCCGCUUGUCAGCGAUCUGUCAUUGGUCCAGUCCCGGAAGGCAGGAAUUACUUCUGCAAUGGCUACACGCACCUCUCUCAAGGAUGAAGAGCUGAAAUCCCAUGUGUAUAAGAAAACCCUGCAGGCCUUAAUCUAUCCCAUCUCGUGCACCACACCCCACAACUUUGAGGUCUGGACGGCCACUACCCCAACCUACUGCUAUGAGUGUGAAGGCCUGCUCUGGGGCAUUGCCCGGCAGGGCAUGCGCUGCAGCGAGUGUGGAGUCAAGUGUCACGAGAAGUGCCAGGACCUGCUCAAUGCCGACUGCCUGCAGCGGGCUGCAGAAAAGAGCUCUAAACAUGGAGCGGAGGACCGGACACAGAACAUUAUCAUGGCCAUGAAGGACCGCAUGAAGAUCCGAGAGCGGAAUAAGCCGGAGAUCUUUGAAGUUAUCCGGGAUGUCUUCAAUGUGAGCAAAGUUGCCCAUGUGCAACAGAUGAAAACAGUGAAGCAGAGUGUGCUGGAUGGCACCUCCAAAUGGUCGGCCAAGAUUACCAUAACUGUGGUGUGUGCCCAGGGCCUACAAGCCAAGGACAAGACAGGAUCCAGUGACCCUUAUGUGACUGUGCAAGUGGGCAAAACCAAGAAGCGUACCAAGACCAUUUUUGGGAACCUGAAUCCUGUCUGGGAGGAGAAGUUCCAUUUUGAGUGCCACAAUUCUUCUGACCGCAUUAAGGUACGUGUGUGGGAUGAGGAUGAUGACAUCAAGUCAAGAGUAAAGCAGCGGCUAAAGCGAGAGUCUGAUGAUUUCCUUGGCCAAACCAUCAUUGAGGUUCGAACACUGAGUGGCGAGAUGGACGUCUGGUACAACUUGGAGAAGAGGACAGACAAAUCAGCCGUCUCAGGGGCUAUCCGACUACAAAUCAAUGUGGAGAUCAAGGGGGAGGAGAAGGUAGCCCCGUAUCAUGUGCAGUAUACAUGUCUCCAUGAGAACCUCUUCCAUUACCUCACAGACAUUCAGGGCAGUGGAGGAGUCCACAUCCCUGAGGCUCGAGGAGACGAUGCAUGGAAGGUGUACUUUGAUGAGACUGCCCAAGAAAUUGUGGAUGAAUUUGCCAUGCGCUAUGGCAUCGAGUCCAUAUAUCAGGCUAUGACGCACUUUGCGUGUUUGUCAUCCAAGUACAUGUGUCCUGGCGUGCCAGCAGUGAUGAGCACCUUACUGGCCAACAUCAAUGCCUACUAUGCCCACACAACCGCCUCCACCAAUGUCUCUGCGUCUGAUCGUUUUGCAGCCUCCAACUUUGGGAAAGAGAGAUUUGUAAAACUACUGGACCAACUGCACAACUCACUGAGGAUUGACCUCUCUACAUACAGGAAUAAUUUCCCUGCUGGGAGCCCUGAGCGACUUCAGGACUUAAAGUCCACAGUGGAUUUGCUGACCAGCAUUACUUUCUUCAGAAUGAAGGUGCAAGAACUGCAGAGCCCUCCAAGAGCCAGCCAGGUGGUAAAGGAUUGUGUGAAAGCCUGUUUGAAUUCAACAUAUGAGUAUAUCUUCAACAACUGCCAUGACUUGUACAGCCGCCAGUACCAGCUGAAUCAGGAGCUACCUCCAGAGGAACAAGGGCCCAGCAUUAGGAACCUGGAUUUCUGGCCCAAACUCAUCACGCUUGUUGUGUCAAUCAUAGAGGAAGAUAAGAAUUCCUACACACUCGUUUUGAACCAGUUUCCUCAGGAGUUGAAUGUGGGAAAAGUCAGCGCAGAAGUGAUGUGGCAACUCUUUGCCCAAGACAUGAAAUAUGCACUGGAGGAGCAUGAGAAAGACCGGCUGUGUAAGAGUGCUGACUACAUGAACCUGCACUUCAAGGUGAAGUGGCUCCACAAUGAAUACAUGCGGGAUCUGCCUGCCCUCCAGGGGCAGGUGCCUGAGUACCCAGCGUGGUUUGAGCAGUUUGUCCUACAGUGGCUGGAUGAGAAUGAGGAUGUGUCCCUGGAAUUUCUGCGUGGGGCCUUGGAACGAGAUAAGAAGGAUGGGUUCCAGCAGACAUCAGAGCACGCACUCUUUUCCUGCUCUGUGGUGGACGUCUUCACACAGCUCAAUCAGAGCUUUGAGAUCAUCCGGAAGUUGGAAUGCCCAGACCCCAACAUCCUUGCCCACUACAUGAGGAGAUUUGCUAAGACCAUCGGGAAGGUGCUGAUGGAAUAUGCAGACAUCUUAUCAAAGAACUUCCCAGCUUAUUGCACAAAGGAGAAAAUGCCUUGCAUCCUGAUGAACAACAUGCAGCAACUGAGGGUCCAGCUGGAGAAAAUGUUUGAGGCCAUGGGAGGCAAGGAGUUGGACCCUGAAGCUGCAGACAGUCUGAAGGAGCUGCAGGUGAAACUGAAUACGGUUCUGGAUGAGCUCAGCAUGGUGUUUGGAAACAGUUUCCAGGUGCGGAUUGAUGAGUGUGUUCAACAAAUGGCCGACAUCCUGGGCCAGGUGCGGGGCCCAGGGAAUGCAUCCCCCAGCGCCCGGGCCUCAGUGACUCAAGAUGCAGAUAGUGUGCUCCGGCCCCUCAUGGACUUCCUGGAUGGCAACCUCACACUUUUUGCCACUGUGUGUGAGAAGACGGUCCUGAAGCGGGUACUGAAGGAGCUCUGGCGGGUGGUAAUGAAUACAAUGGAGAGGAUGAUUGUUCUGCCCCCACUUACUGACCAGACGGGCACCCAGUUGAUCUUCACUGCUGCCAAGGAGCUGAGCCACCUUUCCAAACUCAAGGACCACAUGGCGCGAGAGGAAACCCGGAGUCUCACUCCAAAGCAGUGUGCUGUCCUUGACCUCGCCCUGGACACCAUCAAGCAAUACUUUCAUGCAGGAGGCAAUGGGCUGAAGAAAACCUUCCUGGAGAAGAGCCCAGAUCUGCAGUCCCUACGCUAUGCCCUGUCUCUGUACACACAGACCACAGACACGCUCAUCAAGACCUUUGUGCGCUCACAGAUUGCCCAGGGGUCCGGUGUGGAUGAUCCUGUGGGAGAAGUCUCUAUUCAGGUGGACUUGUUUACACAUCCUGGAACUGGGGAGCACAAGGUCACAGUGAAAGUGGUGGCUGCCAAUGACCUCAAGUGGCAGACAGCCGGUAUGUUCCGGCCCUUUGUGGAAGUAACCAUGGUUGGCCCUCACCAAAGUGAUAAGAAGAGGAAGUUCACAACCAAGUCAAAAAGCAACAACUGGGCCCCCAAGUACAAUGAGACAUUUCACUUCCUCCUGGGAAAUGAAGAGGGGCCAGAAGCCUAUGAGUUGCAAAUAUGUGUGAAGGAUUACUGCUUUGCCCGGGAGGAUCGUGUUCUGGGGCUGGCUGUGAUGCCUCUGAGGGACGUGGCAGCCAAGGGCAGCUGUGCCUGUUGGUGCCCCUUGGGCCGGAAGAUCCACAUGGAUGAGACAGGCAUGACCAUUCUCCGGAUUCUGUCUCAGAGGAGCAAUGACGAAGUGGCCCGAGAGUUUGUGAAGCUCAAAUCGGAGUCUCGUUCCGUGGAGGAGGGGAGCUGAGCACCUAGGCUCCUGUGCCAACCAGAUGGCACCAGUUCCACAAGUCAGGGCUAGUGGGAGUUACUGUGUUUCUUAGGGUCCUCGUAGUCAAGAGGUUGACUCAUUCCGUUAAGGACGUUGAAGGAAAAGUUUGGGGUGAUGCGAGUAUGGCUUUGCACAGAAAGGGUCAUGAGUCCCUGACCAGCAGGUUUGUGAUGCUGGGAGCUGGGCUGUGGGGGUUACCAGGCAGGGAGAUUUUCCACAGACGGGCAGACGUUUCUGAGAGUGUCAGCCAUUCUUGGCAGAGGUUCUUCCACUCCCACAACCCUUCUCUACCCCUCUCCAUACCACACCUUAUCCAGUUAAAUCCGUACAUACCAAUCACUAGAAGAACAAGUUUAGAGGGCCUGGAGCUUGUGCCUAAUUAGGUAAGUAAUCAUUUGAGUCUACAGGUAUUGCUGAGCCCUGUGGUCUGGAUUGGAGUAUGGCCAGGGCAGGAGCACACAGAAUAGAAUUCAGCCUGUCCCUUGAGCAGAAUCUACUGGUGUAGAGUAGCUCAAGUGAGUACAAGGCAUUGAAACUGAACCAGAAACCUUUCAGAAAUGAGCUCUGCUAAUCCCUUGCCCAGAUUAUCUGUCAUGAGUAGAACCAGGUUCCCAUGGUGCUUCAGAGCCCUGAGCAGAAUUUCUUUGGAACCCAAGCACCAGGGGCCACCUGCCCAUGAGUCCCCCUACCUCACUCCUUUAGGAAGAGGAGUGAUGCUUCAGGACAUGAGAAGCUCUUCUUAAGUGUAUGCACCUGAGAGCUAGUUGAAGGAUCCAGGAGAGAGGACUGUAUUUUCUUCGUGAAAAAGCCCUGAACAAAGCCAAAAGUUGUGGAAAUCAAUCUAGAAAGAGUCCUCUUCACCUAUGGCCACUGCCUUCUGACGGUCCUCCCCCUUGCAGAAAGAAUCCAGCCUUUGUCCUCACUCCCCUUCAUCUAGGUCAGCUGCAGUUCCCCUCAUAGACCUUCAACCCUACAGAAGGAACUUGGACUGUGAUCCCUCUGUACCAGCUGGAUGAAGGGGGGGGGCUCAACACUCCCUGGGAGGUCAGAGACAAACUUUUUCCAGAGGGUCAUGUGGACUUCCCAGGCCCCUUGCUCAGAGAAGGGCCUUCGAUAACCUCAGUAGCAGCCUCUUGGACUUCCUGAGGACUCUGCAUUGUCCAUUGGCUAUUACAUGAAAUAAGAAACUAGGAAUCUUUGCUGUUUUAAAUUAUUGUAUGUGCCAUUGUUACAAGAGAUUAUUGGCUAGUCUGUAAUAAAUUAUCUUAUAGCAGC